AUGCACCGCGCCCUCACCCUCCCCGAAGUUCUCCUCUCUGUAAUCUCUUACUUGCCCAUCCGGGACCUCCUAAUAUGCCAUGCCGUCUCAUCCGGGUGGCGCCGCAUUCUCGUUGCAAACCUACCCGCUCGAAUGCGUCCACUACCUGAUACCCCCUCUGCUCCCCUCCGGGAAACUACGCUUGUCUUACCAGAUUCCAUACGUAGCCUAGCCCGUUCACUCAAUCUUCGUCCGAAAGAGCUCAUCAAUUGGAUCAUCCAGCCAGAGAUCGAGACGGACUACCUGAUCUGGCGGAACGCGGCUACGGAUGAGCUGCAGGAAGCGUUGGGGCCGUAUAUGCAUCCUUUGCUAGUGGCGCAUACGUAUGACUUGACGGGCGGGAUAGAAGAUGUAGCAAGGGGACAGAUGGGUAUUUCCAUUAGAACGAAAAUGGGGCUAGGAGAGUUUGAACGGAUGCUUGAGAUAAAGAAUGACGAAGAGGAAGGGAUGAAGUAUUUGACGCAGCCAGUGACGAAGAGUGUGGAGGUAAGGUGUUUGGAUGGAGCGGAGUGGGAUGAGGAGUAUAGGAAUGUACGGACGACAGCGGGUGACAUGGAGUGGUUGAGAAGAUGUGUUAGAGUUGAACGGGAAAGUGGGGUUAGAAUGUGUGAUGUUGUUGAUGAGUUGAGGGGGGUGAUUGAGGCUGAGUGGAGCGUGCAGCAGGGAUCCGGUAAUGUGCUGCUAGAUUGGCGCAUGGGUGAUUGUCCCGAGAGGCAUCUUUUCCAUGCUUUUGACCUCACGGGAUGA
Messenger RNA from Bipolaris oryzae ATCC 44560, 786 nucleotides. RefSeq lists its product as uncharacterized. Lineage: Eukaryota; Fungi; Ascomycota; Dothideomycetes; Pleosporales; Pleosporaceae. Bases 1 to 786 code for a protein of 261 amino acids. Gene Ontology annotation, molecular function: protein binding. The record is from RefSeq and is a predicted model, not a curated record. The transcript has a single exon.